GGUUAAUUGGUUAGAUAAAAAUUUGGUUAAAAAAAAUUCGGUUAGGCAGAUUUUCACUUGCAUUGCAAUUAGGCGCCAACAAAUGCCAGAAAUAAUUUCUUUGAAAUUUUCAAUGUGAUAAGUGAUAACAAUUAAAACGUUUUUGAAAUGCAUAAGUAAAAUUUUCUUAUUUAAUGAUUAAACUACCAAUUCUUAGACAUUUUCUGAUUAGUGUGGUGCAUGAAAGUGAGGUUAUAAAGUUUUUCUGCUGGAGUGAUUAAAAAUGCAACAUCAACGUUUAUCUCGUGAGUUAGCCAAAAUAUCAAACUCUCCCCCUGUGGGUAUAAGUGUGUCAUCAAAAGACGAUAAGCUAAAUGUGCUGGAAGCCCAAAUUGUUGGCCCUGAUAACACCCCAUACAAAAAUGGAAUAUUUAAAUUGGAAAUUUUAAUUCCUGAGAAGUACCCUUUCAUUCCACCUUCAAUCAAAUUUACUACAAAAGUGUAUCAUCCAAACAUUGAUGACAACGGAAGAAUUUGUCUAGAUUUAAUAAAAAUGCCACCAAAGGGCAACUGGAGGCCCACUAUAGGAUUAGAAGGUUUGUUAAUAGCCAUAAGAAUGCUUUUAGAAACUCCAAAUCCAGAGGAUCCUUUGAUGGCCGAAAUCGCAGAAGAGUACAGAAACAUGAAUUCUGAAUUUGUUAAAAAAGCACAAUCAUAUACACAAAAAUACGCUUCAUAGUUUAAUAAAUAAAUAAGUUUCCAGCUAAAA
Messenger RNA from Tribolium madens (black flour beetle), 748 nucleotides. RefSeq names its product ubiquitin-conjugating enzyme E2 T-like. NCBI's taxonomy places the organism in Eukaryota, Metazoa, Arthropoda, Insecta, Coleoptera, Tenebrionidae. The record is from RefSeq and is a predicted model, not a curated record. The transcript has a single exon. The coding region runs from base 263 to 718 and encodes 151 amino acids.